AUGAUUAAAAAACGAUGUUCUAUCCGAAAAGCUGCCGAAGAGUUUAAGGUUUCAAAAUCUCUAAUAGGUCGUUACGUAACGCUGAAUAAAGGAAAAGAAACUACAACUGUCAUCGAUAAACUUAAUAAUGCUGUGAAAAGAGUCUUCAAUGAUGAAGAGAAAGAGCAGUUAGUCGAGUAUUGUUUAACAUCAUCCAAAUUUCAUUAUGGCAUACCCAAAGAGCAAUUCUUGAAACUAGCAUAUCAGUAUGCAGUAGCUUUGAAGAAAACGUUUUCAAGUGCUUGGGAUAUAAAUAAGCAAGCUAGCAAUACUUUUUAUGAAUAUUUCAUCAAACGUCAUCAAAAUUUAAGCCUGCAAAAACCCGAAGCUACCAGUCUUGGCCGUGCCACAGCCUUUAACAAGGCUAAUGUCAAUGAAUUUUUUGAAAAAUACAAAGGCUGGCUAAUGAAAUAUAAUUUUACAAGUGACAACAUUCACAAUGUUGACGAAUCCGGGCUGUCUACUGUGCACACGCCGUUAAAAGUUUUAGCGCCAAAAGGAUCAAAACAAGUAGGAACUGUGACAUCAGCAGAAAGAGGUAAUAAUGUCACAAUUAUUGCUUGCGUUAAUGCCCGUGGCAAUUCGGUAACCCCUUGCAUGAUAUUCCCGCGAGUUCACUUUAAGAGCCACAUGACUAAUGGUGCUCCUCCGAAGACGCUGGGACUUGCUAAUGUCAGUGGAUGGUCAAUCUCCGAGAAAUUUGAAGACUUUCUGAAGCAUUUUAUAAAAUAUGUAAGACUUAGUAAUGACAAUAAAGUGCUGCUGAUCAUGGAUAAUCACAAGAUUCACCUAUCAAUAAAAAUAAUAGAGUUGGCUAAAGAAAAUUGUAUGGUGAUGUUCUCAUUCCCUCCAUAA
Molecule: messenger RNA, 894 nt
Organism: Leptinotarsa decemlineata (Colorado potato beetle)
Lineage: Eukaryota; Metazoa; Arthropoda; Insecta; Coleoptera; Chrysomelidae
Source: RefSeq, a predicted model, not a curated record